Molecule: messenger RNA, 3741 nt
Organism: Cryptotermes secundus
Lineage: Eukaryota; Metazoa; Arthropoda; Insecta; Blattodea; Kalotermitidae
Product: WD repeat domain phosphoinositide-interacting protein 4
Exons: 9
Coding region: 240-1298 (352 amino acids)
Biological process (GO): autophagy of mitochondrion; nucleophagy; protein lipidation
Cellular component (GO): cytosol; extrinsic component of membrane; phagophore assembly site membrane
Molecular function (GO): phosphatidylinositol-3,5-bisphosphate binding; protein binding; phosphatidylinositol-3-phosphate binding
Source: RefSeq, a predicted model, not a curated record
CUGUUUUGAAAGAAACAUAAAAGAAUAUUAGUGCAUACGUAAUAAUUAUUUUGCAAAUAUUUCAGCAAUAGAUGUGUGAUUAAAAUCUCUCAAUUUACAGUGACAGAUAUCAGCUGUUUGGUGCGUGUUUGUUCCUGCCAUUGUUCAGGCGUAGAAUAAUUUGAAUUAAUUUUCGCACAAUGCAGGGUCUAACAUAAAAUGUUAACCCAGUGAAUUAGAUAAAACAAAGAUACAAAUAAAUGAAGUCACCUGAAGCUAUGGCAAGUGGGAGAGGAGUGAUAAAUCUAAGGUUCAAUCAAGAUCAAGGUUGCUUUACAUGUUGCAUGGAAAGCGGUUUACGUAUAUAUAAUGUGGAUCCUCUUGUAGAAAAGGCACACUUUGAUAUGGAUUUAAUGGGGAGUGUAGGGCACUGUGAAAUGUUGCAUCGUACCAAUCUCCUUGCCAUCGUAGCUGGUGGUUCCAGGCCAAAGUUUGCAGAAAACACAGUGCUAGUGUAUGAUGACAUUUCAAAAAAAUUUGUUCUGGAGUUCACCUUUACAACACCUGUUAAAGCAGUACGACUAAGGCGGGAUAAGUUAGUGGUAGCACUGAGCCAGCAGAUACAUGUUUUCACCUUCCCGUCUCCUGCUCAGAGAUUAUUCACCAUAGAAACACGUGAAAAUGUACUAGGGCUAUGUGAAGUCAGCCCGUUUCAGACAGCCGAACGGCAGCUUCUCAUGUUUCCUGGGCACAAAAUCGGCAGUGUAGAACUAGUGGACUUGGCCAACACCGAAGUUGGCAUGUCAAGUGCCCCUGUCACAAUCAAUGCUCACCGGGGUGAACUAGCAUGCCUGGCCAUAAAUCAGCAGGGCACCAUGGUAGCAACAGCUUCCUCUAAAGGCACUUUGAUACGAGUCUGGGACACAUCAAAGAGAGUUCAGCUGGUUGAGCUAAGGAGGGGUUCAGAUCCUGCCACCCUAUAUUGCAUAAACUUCAGCAUGAGUUCCGACUUCCUGUGUUGCUCAAGUGACAAAGGAACAAUACACAUAUUUGCUCUGAAGGACACUCACUUAAAUCGAAGAUCCACGUUUUCCAGAAUGAGUGGUAUCUUGGGCAAUUAUGUAGAGUCUCAGUGGGCCUUAGCCAAUUUCACCGUGCCUCCUGAAUGUGCCUGUAUAUGUGCAUUUGGGUCAGGAAAUGCUGUCAUAGCGAUUUGUCUGGAUGGAACGUUUCACAAAUAUGUGUUCAGUCAAGAAGGAAACUGCAGUCGAGAAUCAUUUGAUGUGUACCUUGAUGUCUGUGACGAUGAUGAAUACUGAAGAGUUCGUGCCACAAACUGUAUUUAACACAAACUAGAUUAAGGUGCUUCUGUGCUUGCAAGAAAAUGGCAACGUACUGGCAACACUGAAGCCAUACUUGCUGUAACACCACCAGAAUUUCCAGGAAAUUGAAAUUAGCGGUUAAACAUGGCCUGUCAGUUGGAUGGAUGUUCGAAACUGUCUAUUUAACCCUCUAAGGUCCAAUUCUUUUUAUGCCAUUCAGUCCCACUAGGCUGAAUCAUAUUUCUGCAGAAAAAUCAUGGUGUUUUUUCCAAUAGAAAUGAAGAACUUUAAAAGGCCAGAGUCCAAAUUAGGACUGGAAUGCAGAAUUUAAAUAGCCAUACAAAGUUCAGUGUGGGGCCAUAAUGGAUGAUGCAAAAAGCCAAUUAUUUAUAGGACCAGGCUACAACAGAGAAUUUAAGAAGCCAUACCGGUUCCAGGUUGGGAUUUCAGAUGGGUAAUCUUAAUACCAUUUCAGACUUGACAUUUGAUAUCAAAAUUUCUCUCCAGUAACUCCUGAAAUGCCAUGCUUGUCUUAUAAGUUAUGAUCCAAGAAUCAUGAUUAAUCCAUCUUCAUUAAAAUUUCCAUAAUUUGUAUCUUGCCUGUCAUAUUGCACUUUUUUUUUAUUUAAAUUUUGCCAUUAUAACUGUAAUGUACUUCAGAUGUGUACAUGUGAAGGAGAAAAUAAAAUAUAUCAUCAGUCCAGUUCUAGUAGUCUUCCAUUCUAUUUCAUCGUCAAUUUUAGGCAUAAUGUAUACAGCAGCUUUCUUCUUGUUGCAUAAAGGGUAUCUCUAAAUGCAUCCAGGCUGCUAUGUUAAAAAAAAGAUUAAAAAUAUUCUUCACACUGCUAUACAUCUGAAAGUGUGUGAAUAUGGACCAGUUUGGGGACUCAUCCUUCAACCCAAAGGCCAUGUUAACAUUUAAAUACCAUUGGGCUGAUAUGGUAUUUUUUCCUGUAUUCAUUUUGGAGCAAGAAAUUGAAUGAGGUAUACAGAUGAUCUUUCAACUUCUGAAAAUGUAUUUUAAGUAACCUAAGUGGCCUCCCAUUAAUGAAAAUUUUGGGACAUUGUGAACAACAUUCAGAGUUGUUAUUAUCUCUUUUGAACAUGAGAAUCAUUGGUCACUACGCACAUCAAAAGGAUGAUAUCUCACUUCACGUGUUGUGUAACGUUUUAAUAUCAACUGGUUCUUGUGUACCUGAAAUUCUGAGUUCAAUGAUAUUUGCAGGCAGAGUGAAGUCUGGAGAAGUGGGAGGUCACUCCAUAGGCUUAUUUCUACCACAUCUUGUCCCACUGAGAUAAUCUGGCACACUGUAAUGUAAAUGGGAAGGUGCAUUGUAAUGUCAAGAUCAUAAAGGCUCCGAGGUCUUGUUCAAGCAGUGGAAUCACCUUAAGUUCCUGCAUUUCCGUCCUCUGCUACUGCCACUGCAGUCCAUCUAGUCCAUCUAGUGGGCUGUGAAUUACAAGCAUUGAAUGUUGUUCACUGUGUCCAAAAGCUUUCAUUAGUGUGGGUAGCUGACGUUAUUCAAAGUACAAUUGCAAAAGUGUAAAGAUCAUUUGUAAUAACCCUAUAUGUGGAGCAUUUGUUAUGAACUCUGUUAAAUGACUCAUGUUGAAGUGGGAAUAUCGCAGGAAGAUAAAUAUACUCUGUUAUUCAGUGCAUUGCUACUUCUUAUUUUCAGCGUUAUCUUUGAAAAUUUUAUUGUAGUUAACCGAUUAACUAUAGAUUCCUCUUACAGGAAGUAAAUAAAAUAAAAUUAUGGAAUUUCAAAACGUGUUAGACACGGGAAUCUGACAUCUGCCUGUGUAAGGCAAGUCAGUGUCACUUUGAAGCGCUAAUGAAACUGCAUGACCAUAGUCUAUUAAUCAAGAAACACGUUUGUUGAACCCUUUUUAUGCCGGUUCCUGAAAAAUAUAUCUAAGCCACACAGACUGUAAAUUUUUACACAUUAACUGAUAUUUUAAAAAGUCUACUUGUGCAAUAAACAAUAACUGGAAAAUACUGAUCAUAUUGCAUUUUAACUGAGCAUUCAAGAUUAUGCAUUAUUGCCAACAGUAAUGAAAACAAAUUUGUAGUCGUUCAUAAUUUACUAAUUUUGUAAACAUUUUGUAUUGUGUGUUUGUAUAUAUAAACAUUUCUUAUUUUAUUGCCAGAGGCUGUGGCAAAACCAGUCAUUGUUGUGUGGGGAAGUACCAGAAGAGCAUUGUCUUAUUUUUUUACUUGUGAUCCGUAUUGUGAUUUAAUGUCUUGUAGCAAGAAGUCAAAUGUUUGGAAUAACAACGAUAAUUUGCACAAGGUUCUAGCUCUGUUGCAAUGUAUUUGUUGUGUGUACAUGUUUGUUAUGUUGUGUGUUUUGUAAGAGAACUACAUCUGUUUAUAUUUAAAUGUUCUACAAAAGAAAAGAAAAAAAGAGAACAAAAAAUAUAAUGAAAGCAUUCUCAA